Molecule: messenger RNA, 993 nt
Organism: Leptopilina heterotoma
Lineage: Eukaryota; Metazoa; Arthropoda; Insecta; Hymenoptera; Figitidae
Exons: 2
Coding region: 325-993 (222 amino acids)
Source: RefSeq, a predicted model, not a curated record
AAGUGUAGAACUAAUCACGCAGUAAAUUUGAGUCUAAAUUUUCAGUUUUUAUAAAUAGCAGUUUAAUUUAAAAUGGAUUUAAAUAUGUCACAGCCUCGAAUUGUAGGAGGGAAAUUAUUAUUAGAAGGUUACAUUUAUAUUAAAUCGAAAUCAGGUAAAAAUAACAUUAAAUAUUAAGAUUGCGAAUACGUCCGACGAAAAGAGUGUAGAGCGCGUGCUAUCACGCAAGAAAGUGCUAGAGGCUUAAUUGUGUUAAAAGGUCCAGAGAGAUCUCCGCAUGAAGCGCACACGACUAAUCACGAUAAAGCCAAAGCUGAAGUUGUGAUGGAAAACUUAAAACGGGAGGCUGAGAUGCACCCUGAAUGUCCUCCAGAACAGAUCGUACGCGAAAAUCUGUGUGAUUUGAGUCCCGCAGUGUUAGCACAACUUCCGGAAAGAGAGAACUUAAAAAAGACCAUGAGAAGAGAAAGGAGACGCAAACUGCCUCCAAAUCCAAAAAGUUUGGAAGACUUGAAUGAACUGCCUGAAUCUUAUAAAAAAACAUUUUCAAACGAACGCUUUCUUAUGUACGAUUCUCGAGAUGAUAUUGCUUUCGGAGAGGGUCGCGUAUUAGUUUUCUCUACACGCAAUAAUUUGGAACGUUUAGCUGAUAGUGAUACCUGGUAUGUUGAUGGUACUUUUAAAGUUUCGCCUUCACUUUUUACGCAGCUGUUUACCGUCAUGGGCAAGGUUUUAAAACCCAAUGUUAGAGGAAAUGAACCUACUGUGAUCGCCUUUCCAUUUGUAUAUGCUCUCCUAUCAUCGAAGGAAACUGAUCAGUACGAGGCUGUUUUUAGAUCAAUUGCUUCUAUGGCUGCAACGUAUGGUAUCCACCAUUGUCGACCUCAGAGAAUCGUUAGUGACUUUGAAGUUGCCAUUAUUAAUGCUUGCUGCUCUGUAUAUCCCAAUAUUCCGUUAAGUUGUUGCUUCUUUCAUCUGGGACAGUCAUUAUAA